Molecule: messenger RNA, 660 nt
Organism: Gossypium raimondii (Peruvian cotton)
Lineage: Eukaryota; Viridiplantae; Streptophyta; Magnoliopsida; Malvales; Malvaceae
Exons: 1
Coding region: 1-660 (219 amino acids)
Molecular function (GO): RNA-DNA hybrid ribonuclease activity; nucleic acid binding
Source: RefSeq, a predicted model, not a curated record
AUGGCCCGAUGGCAAAUUCUGCUUUCCAAAUUUGAUAUAGUUUAUGUGAAUAAUAAGGCAGUAAAAGGGAGUGUAAUGCCAAAUUUUCUAGCCAGCAGAGCUCUAAAAGAUUACAAGCCUUUGAAUUUCGAUUUCCCAAACGAAGAUCUGAUGUAUGGUGCUACCAGUAAAGAAGAUGCUCAACAUGGACACCCUUGGAAACUAAAUUUUGAUGAAGCUUCAAACAUUAUGGGUAAUAGAAUAGGGCCAGUCCUGGUAUCCUCUAACGAAGAUCAUUAUCCCUUUACUAGUAAAUUGGAUUUUGAUUGUACGAACAAUAUGACGAAAUACAAAGCAUGCAUUAUGGGUAUCCGUGUAGCCAUAGAACGUAAUAUUAAAGUACUAGAGCUAUAUGGGGAUUCUGCGCUAGUGGUCUAUCAACUCAAAGGUGAAUGUGAGACAAGAGAUCCCAAGUUGAUCGAGUAUAGAAGGCUAGUACUAGAGUUAAUUAAAGAUUUUGAUGACAUCACCUUCUUCUACCUUCUACAAGAUAAAAAUCAGAUGGCUAAUACCCUAGCUACCUUAGCUUCCAUGGUCAAAAUGAACAAACAAGAGGAUGUAAAACCUAUUCAGAUGAGUACUUAUGAGUCUCCGGCUCAUUGUUACAACAUUGAAGAAUAA